AUGCAGGAGGUUCGACCACGAGCUUAUGUGCAGGCGUUAAUCACUAGACUGGAGCAACUGAGAGCCGUUAAAGCGCGUGUAUCUAGCUCGCCUCCUGUUACAAACUCCGAUGGUCCUGGUGAGACUGGCCAGUCGCUUGAGCAAAUGGCGAUAUCUGAACCCUUUGUACUUCCUGAUACCCAGGAGUUUGGUAGCGAGCAUCGUCCAUCAUUUGAUAUCAAUCUCACGUUAUUUUUACGGAGUGGGCCGACCACUCGAUACUUUGGUGCUAGCUCUGUGUUUCCCUUAACGGUUCAUCUACUGAACAGUGCGCUUGUCAAGGGACUAAUUUCAGAUGAGUUCACUUCAUCGACACCUAGAAGCUCUUAUCCGCCAAAGCAGGAACCUGAAUAUCCCAUCGUUGCUACCACCCAUUCUAGGGAACGAUUGAAUAUUCUCAUCGGCUUGUUCCUUACCUCAAUAAAUAUCCUGUAUGGUUUUAUUGACCCGUGGACGACCGAUGCGGACCUGCAGGCUUACUUGCAAUUGACACAUGAUAGUUCCGUCGUGUCACAGAAUCUAGAAAGUAGUCAAGCCCAUCAAUACUUUCGCAUCAACAUGAUAUGUGCUAUUGCAUGCGCCAAUCGAGCCAGACAUGAGCCGAUUGAGCACGCUAAUAGCAUGGCAUUUUUUACGGCUGCAGUCACAUGCGUGGAAGAUGUGACUUCCGAAGUCUCGCCGGAGUCCCUACAAGCGUUGCUUCUGCUCAUAGUAUUUUGUCUAUUCUAUCCACGAAAAGGUGACUUGUGGAAACUAUUGGAUUAUGCUUGUCGCCUAAGCAUUGAAUUAGGAUACCACACUGAGCUUGACAUUGAGAAUGAGAACGAAGACCAAAGAAACCUGCGGAGGUCCACUUUUUGGGGAUUGUAUGCUAUAGAGAGAAUUGUUGGUCAGCUUUUGGGAAGAGGGGCCGACUUACCAGAAGCCAUCAUCACUGUGCAUUACCCGAGUCCCAGGCUUUCACAGUCUACGGACGAAUUUGAGAAUAUUCAAGCUAUCACCAUUGCUCAUCAUUACAGACUUGUCUAUAUACGGUCCGAGAUUUAUCGACACCUGUAUCUUUCCACAGAUAUGCCUGUGCUUCCCGUAGGAUGGUACAAAGAUCGGUUCAAGGGCCUUCUGACUUGGCGACGUGAGAUGCAAAUCGACGAUGAGAUGACUGGCGUGUCAACGGUAACUUGUGACGUGGGAUAUUAUUCCACCAUCUGCUUCAUUUUUCAGCCGGCGAUGAUGACUCUACUUGAGAGAACCAAGCAAAGUGCCACCAUGACCAACGACGAAGCAUAUAGUGAAUCCUACUGGAUUCCUCAGGAUAACUAUUACGCCGCAUGCGAGCUAAUCCGCACAUACGAAAAAGUGAUUCGCUCACCGCACGAAUCUGCUCUGAGUGCAUAUCCCAUGACCUUCCUCUCCGCACACUACAUCUAUCUUGCUGGUCUUACUUUGAUGACGCACUGUCUCUUAGCCGUGGACAAACGCAUCCCCGUCAUGCCGCCAUUCUCCGACCUGCCGCAAGAGACUGCUUAUCCCGGCGUAGACUUUAGCGCCAUUUCGGAGGUUUCGGCAUCCUGUCUUGUUUUACUAACGUGGUGCUCAGAUAGAUGGCCAGAAAUGGUUUCCAUGUUGAACGUGUACAAGCGGCUAUCAAGCCGUCUAGUGCCGGCACUCAUUCGAAGCGGGGUGCUUUAG
Molecule: messenger RNA, 1728 nt
Organism: Talaromyces marneffei
Lineage: Eukaryota; Fungi; Ascomycota; Eurotiomycetes; Eurotiales; Trichocomaceae
Exons: 2
Coding region: 1-1728 (575 amino acids)
Biological process (GO): positive regulation of transcription by RNA polymerase II; DNA-templated transcription
Molecular function (GO): zinc ion binding; sequence-specific DNA binding; DNA-binding transcription factor activity, RNA polymerase II-specific
Source: RefSeq, a predicted model, not a curated record